AUCCAUCUCACUUUUCCAUUCUCCCUCUCUCUCUUCCACUUUCUUUACUUUUCUAUAGCAUGUCAUCUACCAACCUCACCAAACAGUCUGUCCGUACAGAUGCUCAAUGUACUGCCCUCGAGGAACUUCACCAGCAAUUCAGACUGCCAACUGCAGAACUCAAGAAGGUGUCAAGUCAUCUGGUAGAAGAAAUGCGUGAAGGCCUCAAAACACACAAUGCAACCGUCCCAAUGUUGCCUUCAUUCAUCAAGCAUCAUCCAACUGGCCAAGAACAGGGCGAAUAUCUUGCUCUUGAACUUAGUGGUUCUUAUGCCCGUACAUUCCUUGUCCACCUCCAUGGUAAAGGAAGAAUCACAACCCGUCAGCAGAAAUAUCGUAUCACAGAAAACCUAAAAAGGGGAUCAAUCACAGCCCUUAUCGAUUUUCUGGCUCGCUGUGUUGACUCGUUCCUGCUUUUUGUUGGGAAGCAAAGCGUUGAGGCAGCACCACUCGCUCUGGGUUUCAGUAUCUCAUUCCCCCUGAACCAGACCGCUAUCAACCAUGCAUCUGUAAGAAGAUGGACAAAGGACUUUGAAAUCACUGGUGCAGACAAUCAGAACUUGUCCGCUCUUUUGCAAAACAGUCUCAAUAAACUCAAAGCACCUGUGGUGGUCAAGGCUGUGCUGAAUGGAACCGCCGGAUGUCUCUUGGCUCACAAUUACCGCAGCCUGGAUACUCUUCUUGCUUGCACUGUCAGUACGGGUACCAAUGCAGCCUAUUGGGAAAAGGCUGUCAAGGUAGUCAAGUACGACAUCAAGGGUGCCAAAGAAGAUGAUGAGGUGAUUAUGGACACAGAGUGGGGAUCCUUUGGCGAUGACAACCCCAAUUACCUGCCCCGCACCUUUUAUGACAACACAGUCAACCGUGAAUCUAUCAAUCCUGGUGUCCAUCUGUUUGAGAAAAUGAUUUCUGGACUUUACCUCGGAGAAAUCGUGCGCUGUAUCAUGGUUGAUUUUUUGGACCGUCGUUUGAUUUUUGACGGACAGUACACCAAAGAGUUGAACACGCCAUAUUUCUUUGAGGUGUCCUAUAUGAGCGCCAUUGAGAUGGAUUCUAGCGAAGAUCUCGAGGACACAAAGCACAUUCUUGAGACGAUUCUUAAUAUACCCACCACCACCCUUGUGGAUCGUCAGAUGGUCAAGAGGUUCUGUGGAUUAGUAGGCCAGCGUGCCGCACGUCUGACAGCUGCUGCCAUGAGCGCUGUGAUUGAUAAGAGAAAUGUUUUGGAGACUGGCUUAUCAGUUAGUGUUGAAGGUUCGAUUUAUGAGCAUUACCCAAGUUUCCCAGAAAGAGUCAACACAGGCAUUCGUGAAAUAUACGGUGCAAAUGUUGAUCUUAUUAACAUUGGUGUUACAAGAGAUGGCAAUGGUAUUGGCGCUGCUUUAGCUGCCAUGAUUGCUUGUACAAGAGAUUGAACUCAACUCAAAAUGUGUGCCUGUGUGCCUGUGUGCCUGUGUGCCUGUUAACUUUACUUUAUAAUAAAAUAUAAAUACAUUUAUAUACAUAAGAACAGAA
Messenger RNA from Phycomyces blakesleeanus NRRL 1555(-), 1554 nucleotides. RefSeq lists its product as hypothetical. Gene Ontology annotation, molecular function: fructokinase activity; ATP binding; D-glucose binding. The record is from RefSeq and is a predicted model, not a curated record. The transcript is spliced from 6 exons. NCBI's taxonomy places the organism in Eukaryota, Fungi, Mucoromycota, Mucoromycetes, Mucorales, Phycomycetaceae. Gene Ontology annotation, cellular component: cytosol; mitochondrion. Gene Ontology annotation, biological process: glycolytic process; intracellular glucose homeostasis; glucose 6-phosphate metabolic process. The coding region runs from base 60 to 1454 and encodes 464 amino acids.